AUGAGGACGGCAGCAGUCCUUGCAAUCCUCGCCGGCCGAGCUACCGUCGUGACCGCGCAGGAUACACCGACUAUCAAGACCACCAACGGUACACUGCAAGGGGCCAGAUGCCCUUCCAAUAAUGUGAACGCGUUCCUGGGCAUCCCCUACGCCCAGCCUCCUGUGGGCGACCUGCGUUUCGCUCCACCUCAGUUAUGGAACGAGACCUACGAGAAUGUUCAGGCAACGGAGCCACCACCUGCUUGUAUGCAAUUCAAUGUGGCCUUUUCUGAUCCAGGGCCACAGUCAGAAGACUGCCUCUUCAUCAAUGUCUGGGCUCCGGCCGACGCCACGCCAGACUCGAAAUUGCCAGUGAAGGUUGAGAAAGUGAUCCAGGUGUCCAUUGCUUACCGUGUCGGCCCUUUCGGCUUCCUCGCACUAGACAGCCUUGGGCUUCAAGGUAAUCAGGGUAUCCAGGACCAGCUCCUUGGACUGCAGUGGGUCCAGGAGAACAUUGGAGCGUUUGGUGGGGACUCGAAGAAGGUGCUGUUGUUUGGGCAGUCAGCAGGUGCCGCCGACACGUUCAUCAUUAGCAGUCUACCGCAAGCCCCUUCACUUAUCAGCGCCGCUAUCAUGCAGUCUGGGGCAGGCAGUCGGCUGUCGACCAAAUCCGAAGUUCAAAACGUGACAGAGACCUUCAUUAAAGCUUUGGGUUGUGGUCUGGACGAUGUGGCCUGUCUUCGCGCAAGUUCCUUCGCGGUCAUCAGGUCAUCCAGCGGCCCAGUCAGUGGAUCAUCAUUACCAACAAUAAUAGUCGACGGCACUGUUGUUCCCGCGCAGCCCCUCGAAGCAGGCCUCAAAGUUCCUGCCGUGGCAGGGUCUACCACGGACGAAGGCACCUUGUUCGUUCUCAGCCGAUACCAGACCAGCGUUCUGACACUUAACUCCACGGACUAUGAUGGUUUCCUGACAAACAGGUUCGGGUCGCAGGCGCAGAGGGUCAAUGAGACGUACCCGUUGUCGAAAUAUACCGGCACGCCUGGUGGCCCCGUUCUGGCAGCCAUGUCUGCUGUCAUGACACAUGCCCAGUUCAGAUGCCCAACGAGACGGUUCGUCCAGAAGGCAAGCCAAGACGGCGUGCCAGUCUGGACGUACUCUUUCAAUCACACCCUUACCUGCGCGUGGUACGGUUCCAUCCCAAGCUAUGCUCUUGGCCUACUGGCUUCGUCCCACACUGCCGAGAUCCCGUUUGUCUUCAACGGCACGAGUAACAUGCCGAAGCCGAACGGAACUUGCAGCCUGUCUGCCGGAGAAGUAGCCCUCGCGGCGAAGAUGCUGGGCGCCUGGGACAGCAUGGCGACAAACGCGAACCCGGGCAGCGAUUGGCCUCGAUACAAUUCAACCGGCUCGGCCGGGGUCAACGUAGUCGGCGAUGACUUUACAGUAGGAACCGUGGACUACAGCAUGUGCGACUUUUGGGAUGAAAUCCAAGCUGCCACAGCGAACGCAACAUCGAGCAGUGGCACAAACGGAACGAGUUCGGGCGCUGAGCCUACACAGACAUCGGCAGCAGCCUGGACAUGGUAUAAGGGUGGUCUGGGAUCAUUGGCCGUUGUUGUUGGAUUGAUCCUUGUGCCAUUGUGGGCACUGUAA
Molecule: messenger RNA, 1632 nt
Organism: Diaporthe batatas
Lineage: Eukaryota; Fungi; Ascomycota; Sordariomycetes; Diaporthales; Diaporthaceae
Exons: 3
Coding region: 1-1632 (543 amino acids)
Source: RefSeq, a predicted model, not a curated record